CGGGGGUGAGUGGAGUAGUAUGUACUCGGCGAAAAGAAAGAGAAUACGUGCGUCGUUCUUAAAUUUAGGAAGUGUGUACGCGCGCCUUAGAAUCGAAUUAGAUUUUGCAAGGAUUGAUUCGCUUUUGCGCGUAAUCCUUUUCUAAAUCUCAACAAGCAAGACAAACCAACAUACCUGUGGUGGUGACUGCGCGAGCGAGAGAGUGGUAGCUUACAACGGUGUUGUGUUUUUUGUACAACCGCAAACGUAGGAUACUGUAAGUUACGAGUUUAGAUGCAAUGACUGCAGCCUGCAGUGAACCCAGGACGUGCCGCGGGCGUCUCCACACCGACACCGACACCGAGGACCAACACUCCACGCGUCUGCGCUAGGCUGGGCUCUCCGCUAGGCUCGUCUGCCCCCUCGCCCGCUUCUCUGUGCUGCCAUCUGCCCUCCGUUUGCCACCUGCCUCUGCCACCCUCUGGCCAGGAUGGCCCGGUCAGCCUCCCUUUGGGCUGUCCGCACACUGCUGAUUGUGUUCGGGUGGCAUCAGGCCAAUGCCAUCCCAAGGGUGUCCUUCCCACUUGAUAGCCCUGGUAGAUCAUUAACCCAGUUUACCAGUCUAGAGGUUGGCAACACCACCACCCUGUUGCUGAGCAGCGAUGAGGACACGCUAUUUGUGGGUGCGCGCAAUGCCAUCGUCUCAUUGGACAUCAGUGAGCCCAGGGCUGUUGUGAUGAAGAACAAGUUGGACUGGUCACCAACAGAGAAAGACUUAAAUGACUGUGCAAUGAAAGGCAAGAAAAAGGCUGACUGCCCCAACUUUGUCCGUGUUCUCCAGGUCCUAAACUCCACCCAUAUGUACGCCUGUGGAACCUUUGCCUUCAGCCCGCGCUGCACCUACAUUAACUCUGAGACAUUCUCAUUGGUGCUGGGCCCUACUGGUAAACCUGAGGAGGGUAGAGGUCGUUGUCCUUACGACCCUUACCAGAAAAACACCGCCAUCACCGUGGACGGAGAACUCUACACAGGCACAGUAGCAGACUACCGGGGCAAUCGGCCGGUCAUCUCCCGGCACCUGAGUGAGGGCGGCCAUGUUGACCUGAAGCUGGACGACACUCUUGGCUGGCUGGAGGACCCCACCUUCAUCAGCUCCAGCUACGUGCCCAGUGAAGAGAAGGUGUACUUCUUCUUCAGCGAGGUGGGACGAGAGUACGACUUCAUCGACAAGCUCACAGUGUCCCGCGUCGCACAAGUCUGCACGAGUGACGUGGGUGGACAGCGGACCCUGCAGCGGCGCUGGACCACCUUUGCCAAAGCCCAGCUGCUGUGCCAGUCGCAGGGGGAGCUGCCAUACAACGUGCUGGAGGACAUGUUCACCCUCCAGCCACUAGAGGGAGCUCCUGAGGAGGACACACUCUUCUACGGCAUCUUCAGUUCACAGUGGUCCGUUAACUCCGGGCGCUCAGCUGUGUGUGUGUUCAGCCUCGACGACAUCAAGGCCGUGUUUGCGGGGAACUACAAGGUCUUGAACCGCGACACCCUGAGGUGGAGCACCCGGGUGCAGGAGAAAGUGGCCAACCCUGGCUCAGUGAGUCCACCAAUUAUUAACUUCCUGACCGACGAGGAGAACUUCCUGCCCAGCGGCCAGAGGGUCAGCAUGGUGUCGCCCGACUAUCGCUAUAGCAACAUCGCCGUGCAGAGGGUGCGCGGUGCCAAGGGCAAGAACUACACCGUGCUUUACCUGCUCACAGAAUCGGGCUACCUGCACAAAACGGUUCUGCUGGAGAACGGACCUCACAUCAUAGAGGAGGUGCAGGUGUUCCGCCAGCCUCAGCCAGUCAAGAACCUCCUGCUGUCCUUAUCGAAGGGUUCCUUGUUUGUCGGCUCGUCUGAGGGAGUGACGGAGGUCCCCGUGGCCAACUGUUCGUUCUACUGGAGCUGUGCGGAGUGCGUGCUCGCCCGAGACCCCUUCUGUGGCUGGGAUCCCUCUCUGCGUAUUUGCACGGACAUCACAAGCAUCCAGUCUAACGCGGCCCAGGACGUGGAGAAAGGCAAUGUGCAUGAGAAGUGCAAGCCCCCAGCUCCUAACCCCAGGUCCAGCUUCCCACCUCUUCGCCCCCCCACAGGUGAGCUGGUUCCGGUUUCUCUGAACGAGGUGGUCCGGCUGCAGUGCCCCGAGGCCUCGCGGCUUGCCCGCCGCCACUGGGAGCGGCCCAAUAGCCGCCUGUCGCCGGACCUCUACCUGCAGCAGGACGACGGUAGCCUCCGCUUCUUGGCCACGCCCAUCACACUCGGCCACUACCUGUGCCUGUCGGUGGAGAACGGCUUUCAGCAGGUGCUGGCCGUCUAUCAGGUCAAGCAGAAGAGCAGCAGCAACGGAGGUGGAGCCAGCGGCGGCGUCCCCACGAGCCAACCGGUGAGCGCUGGACCGACGACGACGCAGACCACGCAGGGUCGCCAGCUGCCGGCCACGUCGGCCUGGGGACCGCGGAGGACCGAGGGCAAAGCGGGCCGAGGCCGCCAGCCGCCACCACCGCUCGCGCCCACACUGUCACCGCGGGAGACGGCGGGCGUGACGCCGCGCCAGGAGAGGAACUUCACCUUCUGGCUGAACCCGGUGCUGCAGGCCGAGGCGGACGCGAAGCCGAGGGACCGCCCGCCCACCAAGGGGCAGGCAGGAGGAGAAGACGACGGAGGGGAGCAUCAGCUGCAGACCACCACGGCGUGCUACCUGCAGGAGCUGGUGGUGGUGUCGGUGCUGCUGGUGCUGAGCGUGAGCGUGCUGCUGACCUUUGGCCUCUACGGCAUGAGGCAACGCUGCCACAGCCGGACCGCGCCCCAGGGCUGCUCGUCGCGGCGCGACGCCGAGAGAGGGGGGGCCGGCAGCAACGGAAACGCGGCCGGGGGGGCGGCCUCCACGCCGCAGGAGAGGGAGUCCCUGAGGGCGUCGCCGCGGGAGACGAAACGCAACGGGCAGGCGCAAAACGGCCAGGCGCAAAACGGCGGGAAGACCCUGUGCAACGGCGUGACCAACGGUUCCAACGGGCACCUUCCCAACACGCCCAUAUGAGGGCGCCGUGGAGCACAACAUCCCAUCCCUCAGUACUUUAGUUAGUACCUCCCCUGCACCCCUAGCACACGAUGGAACCUCAUGUACGGAACAUUGCACUGAGCCACAGAAAGACCAACCCCCA
This is a messenger RNA of Alosa alosa (allis shad), 3176 nucleotides long. RefSeq names its product sema domain, immunoglobulin domain (Ig), transmembrane domain (TM) and short cytoplasmic domain, (semaphorin) 4Ab (gene sema4ab). The record is from RefSeq and is a predicted model, not a curated record. Lineage: Eukaryota; Metazoa; Chordata; Actinopteri; Clupeiformes; Clupeidae. Gene Ontology annotation, molecular function: semaphorin receptor binding; chemorepellent activity. The transcript is spliced from 15 exons. Gene Ontology annotation, biological process: neural crest cell migration; negative chemotaxis; negative regulation of axon extension involved in axon guidance. The coding region runs from base 470 to 3052 and encodes 860 amino acids.